AUGAAAUUCUAUUCAAUGCAAUUGCCAUUGACUAUAUCGAUUCAUCGUGGUGAAGUUGAAAGUUUAUUAUUACCAAAUUUUGGUUUACCCGAUGAUUAUUCUGAUAAUGAUAUACUAUUACCAUUAAAUAUAAGUAAUAUUGAUUGGUAUUUAAUAUCUUCUAGUGAUUCACAAAUGGCACUUUUAUCACCUCCAACAUUUAAUUAUUUUACUUCAAUUAAUUCAACAACAAUAACAUCAUCAUCACUUUUUCGUCCAAUGCCAUUUGCUAAAGCAUUACCUGUUGCAUUUGUUCUUUCAAGUAUUGUUGUUUUAUGUAUAUGUGGUAAUAUACUUGUUAUUUUAUCUGUUUUUACAUUUCGACCAUUACGAACUGUACAAAAUUUUUUUAUUGUUUCACUUGCUUUUUCUGAUAUGUUUGUUGCCAUUAUCGUUAUGCCAUUUCAUAUUGUAAGACAUAUACUAAAACGAUGGAUAUUUGGUAAAAUAUUUUGUCAAGUAUUUGUCACUUCUGAUGUACUUUUAUGUACUUCAUCAAUAUUAAAUCUUUGUGCUAUUGCGCUUGAUCGAUAUUGGGCAAUAAGUGAUCCUAUACAAUAUGCUCGUCAACGUACAAUGCGACGUGUACUUAUUAUGAUAAUGCUUGUAUGGAUUUUAUCAGGUACAAUAUCAAUUCCACCAAUCAUAGCAACAAUGCUUGGUUCGAAUGAAUUGCAAAGUUUUAAUGAAUUACAACAAUGUGAAUUAUCAAAUAAUAAAGUUUAUGUUAUUUAUUCAGCAUGUGGUUCAUUUUAUAUACCAGCAUUAAUUAUGACUAUUGUUUAUGCACAUGUUUUUAUAGCAACAAGAAAACGUUUUCAUGAACGAGCUAAAGCGGCAGCUAAAUUAGCAAAAGCUACUAGAAGAAACAAUAAUGAAGUAUCGACAACUGUUAUAACAAUGGAUAAUAGUAUUAAACAUAAACAUCAUCAUCAUCAUCACCGUCAUCAUCGUAAAAAACAUACAUUUAAAUCAUCGACUUGCCGUUCAAAUGGUUCAUCAUUAAGAUCUUCAGGAUCAAAUGGUAGUGGACCAGAAAAUUUCGAUAUAGAUGAUGCAGAAGAAACAAUGCAUUUACAAAUAUCACCAUCAUCAAAUAAAAAUCAUCUUGUUGAAUGUUCAACAACAGAUGUUGAUAUAUCAUCACAAGGUUUACUUUCGAUUAAUAUUGAUGACAAUAAAAUAAUUCCGAAAAUCGCAGGUGGACUAGCAAUCCCGUUAUUUAGUCAAUAUCCUAGUGAUGAAAAAAAAUUUGAAAACGGUUGUCUGAUUCAGCAACAGCAUGCUUCAGUACAAACAACUGAAUUAUUAAAUCCAAAAAGAUGUUUAUCAAAAGAUGCUAAUCGUCGAAGUAUUUUUAAAGGUAAAACUUUAGCCGCAUUAAUGAAUGAACGACAAAAAAUUUCUUUAACACGCGAACGUCGCUUAUCACGAACACUUGGAAUUAUUAUAAGUGUAUUUCUUUUAUGUUGGUUACCAUUUUUUGUUGUUUAUAUUUUAUCAGCUUUUAUUGAUGUAUCAAUAUAUAUGAAAGAACCGUUACCUACAUUAAUUCUUUGGCUUGGCUAUAUAAAUAGUGCUUGUAAUCCAUUGAUUUAUACUGUUUUUAAUGUCGAAUUUCGAACAGCAUUUAAACGUUUAUUAUUUCCAAGAUCUAUGAAUAAUCCUUUCAAUCGAAGUUAUUCAAAUAAACAGUGUCGUAAUUAA
Rotaria sp. Silwood2 is the source of this 1746-nucleotide messenger RNA. The record is from the annotation of a GenBank genome assembly. NCBI's taxonomy places the organism in Eukaryota, Metazoa, Rotifera, Eurotatoria, Philodinida, Philodinidae.